This is a messenger RNA of Aegilops tauschii subsp. strangulata, 1106 nucleotides long. The record is from RefSeq and is a predicted model, not a curated record. NCBI's taxonomy places the organism in Eukaryota, Viridiplantae, Streptophyta, Magnoliopsida, Poales, Poaceae.
GUCACUUAAAUUGUGAUUUCAGGAGGCUUUCACUUGAUGAGUUGCCUAAAAGAAGUUCCGACACUCAGAGGUGACAACCACACUGAGUGGAGGAAGAAAGUUGAACUGGCGUUUGUUUGUGCUGAUCUUGACUGGGUUGUGGAGAAACCACAGCCGGUCAGACCCACAGAGCCAGUAAGAGAGGCCACUGAUGAUGAUGCUGCAUGGGCUAAAAAGAAAGGGGACUAUGCUCCUUUGGAGCAGUCCUACCUCAUAGAUAACCAAAAGUGGGUCAAUACAAACAAAAAAUGCAUGGCCUUUAUAAAGAACACAAUUGAGAGCGUCAUUGUGGGCUCCAUUGCAGAGUGCACUUCCGCAGGGGAGUUGCUCUCAAAGAUAAAGAGCCAGUUCACUGGCUCUUCAAAGAUAUAUGCCACCUAGGUGAGAGCAACUGGUGACAGAACGCUACACAGGUGGUAGUCAUGGCAUAAGAGAGCACAUCCUCAGGAUGAGCAAUAUGGCAGCAAAGCUCAAGCCCAUGGAUGCGGAUCUGGAGAUCAAACCAACGCUCCUGGUCCACCUUGUCAUGGCUUCACUGCCGAAGGAGUUUGAAGCUUUUGUUGUGAAUUACAAUAUGUCACCUGGAACAUGGGACAUUGAAAAGACAAUAGCAAUGUGUGUCCAAGAAGAGGAGAGACUCAAAGCCUCACAUGGUGGUACACUCAACUAUGUGCAGGGUCACAAAAGAAAGAAUUACAAUCAAAACAACAAAAGUUCUCCUUCAAAGCCACAAGGAAAAGCUUCCUAUCAGCAUCAGCGUCAGCAACAGCCUUUCUCAGUGGACAAAGACACUUGUCUCCACUGUAAGAAGACCGGGCAUUACAAGAAAGACUGUCCUGAUUGGCUAAAGUCAAUCAUGGCAAAAAGAGGGAUUCCAUUCGACGCGGACUACGCUAAGAAGCGAAAGACGCAUUGAAGUGGCGAACGGAGUUGAAGCAGAAGUUGAAGCUGUCGGUGAUAUCUCCUUGGAGUUAGCUGAUGGAUUCAAUCUUCUACUUAGAGAUGUUUUAUUUGUUCCAUCAUGUCAUAGAAACUUAAUAAGUGUUUCUUGCUUGGACAAAGAUAAU